Tuber melanosporum (Perigord truffle) is the source of this 2382-nucleotide messenger RNA. RefSeq lists its product as uncharacterized. Lineage: Eukaryota; Fungi; Ascomycota; Pezizomycetes; Pezizales; Tuberaceae. Gene Ontology annotation, molecular function: RNA binding. The transcript has 4 exons. The record is from RefSeq and is a predicted model, not a curated record. Gene Ontology annotation, cellular component: nucleus. Bases 169 to 2187 code for a protein of 672 amino acids. Gene Ontology annotation, biological process: mRNA processing.
UCCUGAUCUGAGUCACGCUCUGCACAACGCAAUACCAACUUCUGCAUCCAACCCCCCCCGACCGCGCCGUGGCUCGUUAGUCAUUUAGUCUGUCCCGCUCACAGGGAAUCUCUCUUGGAACCACUCAACCUAACACAAGUGCAAUAUUGCUGCAACUCUUCGAACUACAUGUCCGGUAAAAGGCCCCGAGCCGCAUACGAGGCUGAUGGCGGUGAAGGAAGCAAUUCGAACUCAGCUCCGUUCGUUGCGUUCGGGACUGCGCUGCCGGCGUCGGAUUCCGAGACCAGGGAUGAUGGGAGUUACGUUCCUGUUUGGAAACAGGAGGUUACAGAUGAGCGUGGGAGGAAGAGGUUGCACGGGGCUUUCACUGGAGGUUUUAGUGCUGGGUACUUCAAUACUGUUGGGUCUAAAGAAGGAUGGACCCCCGCAACGUUCAAGUCCUCCCGCGGUGCACGAGCGAAGGCUGCCCAAGCCCGGCCCGAAGACUUCAUGGAUGAGGAAGAUCUCAAGGAAGCCGCGGAAGCACAGGUUGUCGAAACGGCGUCCGGGUUUUCUGGGAUUGGGUCUACGGAAGAGGAGCUCGGCCGGAGGGCUAGACAGGUUACUCUAAUGGACCUUCUCACGCCUGCUGUGCAGGAUACGAUGGGCGCCAAGCUUCUGAAGAAAAUGGGCUGGAAGGAAGGGCAAGGUAUUGGCCCCAAGGUCCGGAGGAAGGCUGUGAUUGAUGAUGCCGUGGACGACACCGGGAAGACCUAUUUUUUUGCACCGACAAAUAGUGCAAUUGUUACGCUCACACGGAAGAAUGAUUCUAAAGGACUGGGGUUUGUGGGCGAGGAACGCCUACAGCAAGGGAAAGAACUAGAGAUCGAGCGUCCGGCUGUGAAGGAGAAAAAGAGGAGGGGUGGUGGGUUUGGUGUGGGGGUCCUGAACGAUGAUGGCGACGAGGAGGAAGAUCCCUACGAAAUUCGGCCGAAGAGUGCCUAUAACCGCGUGAUCGGGGGCGAGAAGAAGAAGGCUGCGAUUGUGAAGAAGCCGGCUAGACAUGUUUUUGUUUCCAGGAGGGUAGGUAAAUCAAAGGCUACGAUGUCUUUACUGAAAUGUCAUGAUGGGAGGUUACCUCUAGAAGGCUUUAUCCUAUCUACAGAGCCAGUCCAGACACAGGAUGGGUGGUACCCUCCACCCACAGUUCCGAAAGAUUGGAAACCGGCUAGCUUGAAGACCCCAGGACCCCAGGGCACCAAGCCCACCGCUGCUCCGAGUUUGGAGCAGAAGCUUGACCCUCAUCUACGAGGGAAGUUGCUAGGAGAGACACCAUUGCCGGGAAAGUCGGUCUUCGACUUCUUGACUCCAGCCGUGAGAGAUAGGCUUGCCAGUGUUACGGGAAAUCAGAACCUACCGCCAGCCUUGGGCGAGGCACCGCCCACCACGUAUUCAAGCUCAUCGUCGUCUAUGGCAGACCUCGUCCCUAAGCUUGAUAAAAGCCAAGCCUUGGGCGCACUCAAAGGAGGUUUCAUGCCAUACGCAGACGACCUCGAGAAGCGAUCACGAUACCGAGCAUUCUUAGAAGUGCAAGCAGGGCUGAGAGAGGGGUUGCCAGAUAGGAAAUAUGGCAUGAACACCCAGGGCUGGGUUAAAGAAAUGAACGAGUUUAUGGGCGCAGCGCGCAUAUUCAAGCCUUUGACUGGCAUGAUAGCCACUCGGUUUACCCCAUCUUCCUCGUCAUCUUCAAAUAUUCAAGGAGAUACCGAUGUACCAACCGACCCAGACGUACUCAUCCAUCGUCCCCAGCAAAAGACAGAAGACCCUGCACAGGCCGCCGCUCGAAUGUCCAUGUAUGGCCCGUUAACCCGGUCUGUUAUAGACUUCUACCCAUCAAGGCUGCUAUGCAAACGGUUCAACGUCCCACCACCCAAUUAUUCUAACGCGCCGGCCAGGGCUAUGGAGAGGUCUACCGGCCCGGAGAAUAAGCCUGGUCCCUCGAGAGAGCUAGCUGCCCAGGCUCAAAUUACGAAUAUGAUGAGGGAGGUGAAAGGCGACGAUAAGUAUGAGCUCCCGGGGGUGGAGCAGAAACCUAUUGUGCCGACUGUGGAUACUGGGAGGAAUGAGGCUCUGGAAGGGGAGAGGGCUGGGGAGGAAGUUUUUAAGGCAAUCUUUGGAGAUUCGGAUGAUGAUUCAGACGACGAAUAGAUAUGGAGCUAAUAGGAUAGCGUGGGGAGAUUUUAUUCAUAUCUUUCUCGGAUGGAGACAUGGCAGUUAUUUAUUGUAGACCUAUUUCAUAGGCACCCGUGUUGCCUGAAGGUGUGUGUAACUUAGUUACGUCUGCUCUAUUACUUUAAAAGAAUCUGGGAAAAGACAAGAGUAUAGCAGGGUUUGUUAUCUUAA